AAAAAAAAAAGGAUUAAAAAGCACUAUAAAAUAUUGAGAACUAAAUUGAGACUUAGUAAAUAUUUAAAGGACUAUUCUAGCAAUUCCCUUCACCUAUUGCUCAAACAGCCGUAAAACCCCUUUGAUUCGUUAAGUAUUUUCCUCGACCAAACCUCCCAGACAAAAAGUCGCAAAGGGCAAAUACCCUCCCCCUUUGUUCUUCUUUCUUCUCUGGUCUUCCUUACGGUGGCGACCCAUAUCUAUCUGCCCAUAGAUAGCAAUAUUUUCAGGUAUCUUUAUAUAUUUUUGUUAUUAGUGUAUAUUAAAUUUCCCAUACUAGUCGCCUGCCUGAGGUUUCAUGAUUUUUGAAUUCAUAUUCCACUUUCUUUUUUUCCUGUCUCUCUUUUGUGGCAAAUGAAGAAUAUUUUCAUGUUGGUGGGUUGUUUAAUGGUGUAUACUUUCACUCAACUUAAUAGAUGGGAAAAUUCUUUAGCUGGAUAAUCAUAAUUAGUUGUGCUAUUUAAUUGCAUCCGAAUAGUUAUUAAACUAGGACAAAGUUUUAAGCUAUUUCAGUUCGUCGAUUUUUCUUUUUUCUUCUUUUUUUUUCCAUUCUGGCUCAAGGACUGGUAGUUUUGUUUCUUAGUUGGAUUUUUUUGACUUUGAAUGGCAAUGUGCGUAAUCCCUUUUGGGCAUUGUGUGUUAUGCUAUUGUAUGUAUGUCGAUAGAUUUAAUUCAAGGGAACUAAAACUAUUAGCUUAGAUUUUGUGCUGGGUAACGUAAAUAAUGGACAUUUUUGUUGUAGAAGUUUAGACCUUGAAACACUUUAGAUGAAUGACUGGCUGCUAAGUUGUUUUAACUCUUCCUCGAGUCAGUCUAGUGAGUGCUGGAGGAAGUGGAAUUAGAUCCCACGAUACACUAAAAGAAACAAUGGAGGAAUAUUAGUUUUUCUUCUAACUCAAACUGCUGCAUGUCAAACACUAUAAGAGAUUUGCAUGCCAUUUUUACCCUUGUUUCUGUGAGUCUUGAGGCCACCGCAAUGCCUCAGCUCGAGUUCUAUUGGACGCUAAUUAAAUGGACAUACAGGACAUUUUCAUAAAGAAAUGUAGAAGUCAAGUGUUAGAAUUUUACCUAACUUUUUUUGUGCAUAAAAAAAUAUACUGCAAAUCUUAAGUCAGAAAAAUCACAAUUUGGGAUGGAUUUCAAUUUUCUUGUUUGUUAUCAAUAUUCUUAUGUUGAUUCAUUAUUUUCUUGAUGUUGAUAGAUGAGAGUAAAGAAGCAGAAACGCCAUCGAAAAGCUUUCAGAUUCUAUACAGCUUGCUUUGGUUUCAGGGAGCUUUUUAAAGUUCUGUGUGAUGGAACUUUUGUGCACCACCUGCUUCUCAAUAAGAUCACUCCUGCUGAUACUGCGUUGGCUAAUGCUUUAGGUGCCCCAGUAAAGAUUUUUACUACCAGAUGUGUUCUUGGCGAGUUGAGAAGCCUUGGUAACUCCUAUGCUGAAUCUCUUAAUGCAGCUCGUAACCUGUUAACCGCAAGAUGUGACCAUGAGAAACAGAAGAGUGCUAUCAGUUGCAUAACUAAUAUUAUUGGAGAAAACAAUUCUGAGCAUUUCUUUGUGGCUACUCAGGAUGCUGAAUUACAGAAGAAAUUUCAAAAGGUUUGUUCAAUGUUUUCUUCUCCACAACACCAUAGCAUCUAGUCUCUCUCACUUUAUGCUAACUCUAUUGGUUGAACAUUAGACAGCUAUCUGAUUUUUUUCCAUUUUAAAGUCCAAAUAUUUGCCUCAUGUAGUUGCAUAUGGUUUUGGUUUGCUUAACUUUCAUAGGCAAGGUAUAAGGUGUUAAUAUGAUGGAAA
Coffea arabica (coffee) is the source of this 1831-nucleotide messenger RNA. The record is from RefSeq and is a predicted model, not a curated record. NCBI's taxonomy places the organism in Eukaryota, Viridiplantae, Streptophyta, Magnoliopsida, Gentianales, Rubiaceae.